Arabidopsis thaliana (thale cress) is the source of this 1749-nucleotide messenger RNA. Its product is annotated as GRAS family transcription factor. The coding region runs from base 146 to 1678 and encodes 510 amino acids. The transcript has a single exon. The record is from RefSeq and is marked reviewed. Lineage: Eukaryota; Viridiplantae; Streptophyta; Magnoliopsida; Brassicales; Brassicaceae. Gene Ontology annotation, cellular component: nucleus.
AGAUCACACGCCAUUUCAAUAUAUAUACGAAUCUCAUCUAGAAUUCUCCAUCCAUUUGUUUUCAAUUCCUGUUACUGUUGUUUAUCUUAUACCUUAAAAACUAUAUCACCUACUCACAAAUUAUACCUUUUUCAUCAUCUAUUCAAUGUUGUUGGAAGAAACAGAACCACCAAACCAGACUCUAGAUCAUGUCCUAAGCUGGCUUGAGGAUUCUGUGUCCUUAUCCCCAUUACCAGGAUUUGAUGAUUCUUAUUUGCUCCACGAGUUUGAUGGGUCUCAAACGUGGGAAUGGGAUCAGACUCAAGAUCCGGAGCAUGGUUUUAUUCAAAGCUAUAGUCAAGAUCUUAGUGCAGCAUAUGUUGGUUGUGAAGCAACUAACCUGGAAGUGGUAACAGAAGCUCCAUCCAUUGAUUUGGAUCUUCCACCUGAAAUUCAGCAACCAAACGAUCAGUCCAGGAAAAGGAGCCACGACGGGUUUCUCGAGGCACAACAGGUGAAAAAAUCGGCAAGGAGCAAGAGAAAAGCAAUCAAGUCUAGUGAGAAGAGCUCCAAAGAUGGUAACAAGGAAGGGAGAUGGGCAGAGAAGUUGCUUAACCCUUGUGCCUUGGCCAUUACGGCAAGUAACUCAUCAAGGGUUCAACAUUACCUUUGUGUUCUCUCUGAACUGGCCUCUUCUUCUGGUGAUGCUAAUCGUCGGCUUGCAGCUUUUGGUCUUCGGGCUUUGCAACAUCAUCUUUCCUCAUCCUCUGUGUCAUCAUCCUUUUGGCCUGUUUUUACUUUUGCUUCAGCGGAAGUGAAGAUGUUUCAAAAGACUCUGCUUAAGUUCUACGAGGUAAGCCCUUGGUUUGCUUUGCCUAACAACAUGGCAAACUCAGCUAUCCUGCAGAUUUUAGCACAGGAUCCCAAAGAUAAAAAGGAUCUUCAUAUUAUUGAUAUUGGUGUUUCUCACGGUAUGCAAUGGCCCACUUUGUUGGAGGCUCUGAGCUGCAGACUAGAAGGACCUCCUCCUCGUGUUCGAAUAACCGUUAUAUCAGAUCUAACCGCAGACAUACCUUUCUCUGUUGGUCCACCAGGUUACAAUUAUGGUUCUCAACUCCUAGGCUUUGCUCGGUCUCUCAAGAUCAACCUUCAGAUUAGUGUACUUGACAAGUUACAACUCAUUGAUACCUCACCUCACGAGAACUUAAUCGUGUGUGCUCAGUUUAGGCUGCAUCACCUGAAGCAUAGCAUCAAUGAUGAGAGAGGCGAGACUUUGAAAGCAGUGAGAAGUUUAAGGCCAAAAGGAGUGGUUCUUUGUGAGAACAAUGGAGAAUGCAGUAGUAGUGCGGACUUUGCAGCAGGAUUCUCGAAGAAACUGGAGUAUGUAUGGAAGUUUCUGGAUUCAACAAGCUCGGGAUUUAAAGAAGAGAAUAGCGAAGAGAGAAAACUAAUGGAAGGAGAGGCAACAAAGGUGUUGAUGAAUGCAGGAGAUAUGAAUGAAGGAAAAGAGAAAUGGUAUGAGAGGAUGAGAGAAGCUGGUUUUUUUGUAGAAGCAUUUGAAGAAGAUGCAGUUGAUGGAGCCAAAUCCUUACUAAGAAAGUAUGACAACAAUUGGGAAAUAAGAAUGGAAGAUGGAGAUACCUUUGCUGGAUUAAUGUGGAAAGGAGAGGCAGUUUCCUUUUGUUCAUUGUGGAAGUAGCUCUUUAUGUUUGUCUUUAGUUUUUGUUGUAAGCUUCCAAAUUUAAAAGAAAUAAAGUAAUAACAGAAAAC